This is a messenger RNA of Ornithodoros turicata, 1130 nucleotides long. RefSeq lists its product as uncharacterized. Bases 60 to 1130 code for a protein of 356 amino acids. NCBI's taxonomy places the organism in Eukaryota, Metazoa, Arthropoda, Arachnida, Ixodida, Argasidae. The record is from RefSeq and is a predicted model, not a curated record. The transcript is spliced from 5 exons.
CGUGCAGUUGCAAGGCUGGACAAUCUGAAAGCUGUAAGCACGCAGUUGCAGUACUCCUGAUGUGUAACAGGCAAGGGAUACACAACCUUGAACACCUCAGUGUGACAGACUUGGAGUGUUCCUGGAAAGGAAACAAACGUAACAAAACUAUGUAUGAUGAGCCGACAAGACUGGAGGACUACUGCCAUGUUGAGCAGCUGCCAGUGCUAUUUCUUGUUCGUGCUGACAAACGUACAAGAAUAAUGAGUGAGAUUCAGGAGCUUUGCCCAGACUCUGUGCUCAACGUGCAUCGAACAAGGAGACGAGCCAAACAAGUAGUCGGUGGUGCCAGCCUAACCAAACAGAGCAGCGGAUGGUCGGCAAUCUUGUCAAAUGCGGAGGCUGGUACUGUGAUGGGUGCUUUGGCCGAGAAACAGCUGUCAUUCACACCUAGUGCUGACACCAUGCAGUUCUACAAGGAUAACAUCGUUAUCACAAAGGAUGAAGCAGAAAAAAUUCUACGUGACACCUACAAGGACAAGUUGAUCUGGAUGACUCAACGAAGGAACCGAAUAACUGGUACAACAUGCUACCCCUUGUUUACCUACAGCAAGAGGGACUGGCACCAGAAAGUUCUAAGCACAUUGCAUUCAUCAUUCAAAGGCAACAGUUCAACAAGAUAUGGCAAUGACAACGAAGAAGCUGCAAGGCUGAGAUAUGAAGAGGUCAUGCAAAGGAAGGUUAUCACUUGUGGGCUAGUGGUGUCUACAAAAAAUCCCUGGCUAGCUUGUUCUCCAGAUGGAGUGGUAAUGGAAGCAGGAUCCCCAUGUAAGCUUGUGGAAAUUAAGUGCCCUGUGAAAGGGAAGCAAGUGUGUGCAACAGAAGUGGUGGCUAGCUGCAAUUUCCUAGCAAGUGAUGGUGAAAACUACAAACUGAAGAAAAGGCAUACCUACUAUGCACAAGUGCAACUGGGCAUGGCCAUCUUGAAUGUAUGCCAGUGUGACUUUGUAGUAUAUGCAGCUUUUGAUAACUCUGUGCAUGUCAUUAACGUCAAAUUUGAUUACGAGUUUCUGUGGAAAAUGGUGUCACGCUUACACAACAUCUAUUUUGAGCAUGUGCUUUCAGCACUCUGUGCACAGCCUGUAAAUUAG